UUACAUCCAAAGGAAGAAGAAGACGACGGCGAAGAAGAAGAAGGGUUUGUUGUGAUUAACUUCUAUCUGGUGGUAGAAGUGUUUCUACCAUGGGAAGACACUGCUGCGUCACGAGCUGUCGCAGUUAUACGGCGAGUGGCCGCACAGUGAACGGACUCAGCUUUUUCAAGUUCCCUGCGUGGAAGAAGACGGAGGGAGGGAAGGUGGCCGAGAUCACCAAGAGGCGGCGGAUGGCUUGGGUGGCCGCCGUGAGGAGAGCCAACAUCACGUUCAACUACGCCCCCGCGUCUAUGAAGGUCUGCUCCAGGCAUUUCCAUACUGGAAAACCAGCUUAUGAGAUGUUCGAGUCCCAUCCAGACUGGGCACCGUCGUUAAACUUGGGGCACGAUGAAGCAAACGCUGCGGAGACAGGGCAGUCCGUCCGGCACACGAAACGACACGAGCUCCAGAAAGAAGCAGAGUUGAGACCUAUAGCGGCGGACGACCCUGAACCAACCGAGGACCACGCAGAACCAGCCGAGAACCGCACAGACCCAGUCGGGAACUACGCAGAACCAGCCUCGAUCGUAGUGGAACUAACUGAAGAAGCAGCUGGCGAGGCUGGAGGUGGACCUGCGCCAAAGGAGAUGAUUGAGUGUGACUUUUGUGGGUACAGGCGUGCUGAAAUAAACCGCCUGUUGAAAGAGAACCGGGAACUUAAGUGUGCACUUGCAAAGCGGAAUAUGGAUGAAGAAUCCCUGAAAGAGGAUAAUAUGAAAGUGAAGUACUACACUGGACUUCCAUGCUUUGGCCUUUUGAUGAGUAUGCUUUCGACUGUUAUGCCGUGCCUCCCCACGUCGGUCCGAACUUUGACACCUUUUCAGAUGGUUUUUUUAACUCUCAUGCGCCUGAGGCUAAACCUGCCACUCCAACACCUUGCGUACAUCUUUCACGUAGACAAAAGAGUGGUUGUAACCAUAUUUAACACAACAAUAAAUGCUUUACAUGCACAGCUUAGCCCUUUAGUGAGUUGGCCAAAUAGAGAGCAUCUGCGUCAAACUAUGCCUCCCCAGUUUAUGAAGGCCUUUGGGGACCGUGUCGUGGUUAUUUUGGACUGUUUUGAAAUAUUCACUGAAGGAGCCUCCAAUCAGAGAGCGCCGUCUUUUUACAACAAACACACCAACACCGUGAAGUACCUUAUUGGUAAAACACCACAAGGAGCGAUAUCAUUCAUUUCCAAGGGGUGGGGGGGGCAUGUCAGUGACAAAUAUGUGACUGAAAACAGUGGCCUUCUCGAUUCAUUGUUGCCUGGGGAUUUGGUGUUGGCGGAUCGAGGCUUUGACAGUGUUGGACUGAUUUGUGCCGAGGUGAAGACGCCAGAGGACCCAAACGGGCCACUUCAGUUCGAUACUAAAGACGUGAAGGAAAUACAGCCAAUAGCUCACCUCAGGACCCAUGUUGAGAAGAUGAUUGGCACCAUACGCAACAUGUACACGAUGCUAUGCGGGCCUAUACCCAUGAAAAUGGCCCAAGUGUGCCAGGGGGAGGAGCUUACCUUUCUGGACAAGAUGGUGACUGUCUGCUGUGUCUUGACCAUCAUGUAUCCCAGUGGGCUUGUAGACCCAACUAGUUAUUGUGCUGAGCCGGUGUAGAUUUUUGAAGUGUUUUUUAAGAAUAGCAUUCUUUUUAUUAAAAGUGUAUUCAAUAAAAUUUGCAAUGUCAUUUAUUGAGACACAGUUUGGAUAUAGUAUUUAUAUAAGAUCUUGAAAUAUGCUAUUAAAUGGUACGCUUGUUUUAAUGGCCGGGUAUGCACUGUAAAAACACAAUGUAUGAAUUUAAUUCAUUUAGAUUUGCCUUUUUUUAGGAUGAUUGGUCAAACUCUUAGUAUAUCAAUGUAAUGUAAGGUGACAGUUUGCAUCUUACACUUACAUUACUCCUUCAGUAAUACCUCUUAUGAAAUAAACAUUUUAAAAUACAGAACCAAACUAUGCAAAAUAGAACAAUGGAGACAAGAUAUAUUUAAUACUGAUUUAAGAGUGCAAUGAACAAGACCAGCUGGUAAUGUUUCAGGUUUUUGUUUCGUUAUCAAAAUGGCCGGUGGCACUUUGGAGGCUGCUCUUGUGUGUGAAGGUAGGCGAACAGCUCAGGUGGGACUACAUAACUACGAAUAAACUUCUUGGCCGUCUCCACAUGGGCCAACCAGAAUUCCAUGUCAGGCAUCUCACUUUCCACAGCAGUCUCGGUAUCCACCUCGCAAAGUCGGCAACCUCAACCACAAAGAUUUGUGUCUGUACCUUGGUGCAGCACAUUACCUUUUUUCAGUUGUAGCUCGGUGUUAAGAAGUUAGAGACUUGAUUCUUUCAUCUCCUGCAAACACCUAUUGGAUACUGCUGUCUCUGACACUUUAUCUCCUGGCAACCUAUCCCUCAGUUUUUUCAUCUUGGCCGUCUAUCUGGUAAAGCUGGGUUUUUUUAUGACGAUUUUGACAAGAUUGACAAUUGAUCCACAACUUUCUACUUCCUGGUCAAUGUUUGCUGACGCUGUCAUUAACUGGUGUUUUCCCAUUCCCUCGCCAUCAUGCUUCAUCUCCCAUCAAAUCAAAUUAUCACAGUAUAAUAACUUCUCCUU
Messenger RNA from Gadus chalcogrammus (walleye pollock), 2607 nucleotides. RefSeq lists its product as uncharacterized. Lineage: Eukaryota; Metazoa; Chordata; Actinopteri; Gadiformes; Gadidae. Bases 90 to 1631 code for a protein of 513 amino acids. The record is from RefSeq and is a predicted model, not a curated record. The transcript has 2 exons.